Ceutorhynchus assimilis (cabbage seed weevil) is the source of this 363-nucleotide messenger RNA. The record is from the annotation of a GenBank genome assembly. NCBI's taxonomy places the organism in Eukaryota, Metazoa, Arthropoda, Insecta, Coleoptera, Curculionidae.
AUGAAAAAUCUUAGAAAUCAACCUACAAAAACUGAAUUAGUUGAAAAUACAGUCUCACACAUUUCAAUGUUUUCCUGGAAAACUAGUGAAGGGAAAAUUUUGGAACUUUUUGCAUGUAAAGAGGAAGGGGAAGAUGAGAAGCUCAUUUUCCCAAAAUUUCAAUUUUUUUCAGUGGGAAAUAACAACAUGAAAAAUCUUGGAAAUCAGCCUACAACAACUGUAUUCAUUAUUCUUUUGAAUUUUUUAAAUUUGACAAUCUCCUUUAAAUUCCUCAUGAAUUCCUCACAAAUUUUCCCAAAUUCCCGAGCAAAUUCCCAAUAAAUUCCUCCAAAUUCCCUAUAAAUUCCCCAAAUUCUCAUAAAU